Carassius gibelio (silver crucian carp) is the source of this 400-nucleotide messenger RNA. RefSeq lists its product as uncharacterized. Lineage: Eukaryota; Metazoa; Chordata; Actinopteri; Cypriniformes; Cyprinidae. The coding region runs from base 66 to 365 and encodes 99 amino acids. The record is from RefSeq and is a predicted model, not a curated record. The transcript is spliced from 3 exons.
UAUCAGUCUACUAGAGUCCACUUCCAGUGAGAAACGUCCUUCAGCAGCUAUCUUUUUGUUAAGAAAUGAAGCCGUUUUGCACUGUUUGUAUCCUGUUGCUUCUUACUCAUGAUCUUGCUCUCUUAUCAUCCACAGGAUUGGCAUUGAAGUGUAACCUGUGUGUUUCCAAAGGGAAUGGGGACCCCUGCACUCCAUCAGUACAGACAUGUAUUUCUGACAUGACGGCCUGUGGAAACGUCACAUUUAGAGCUGGUUUAACGGCUCCUCCUUCGAUCCGUUCCUGUAUAAGCAUGUCGACCUGCUGGAGCUAUUUGCUCUCUCCAGAAGUGAAGGCUGUGUGCUGCAGGACUGACCUCUGCAACUAAGUCAACAGACCUGUAAUCAGAAUCAUUAGAGACUU